UAGGGCACUCCGAUGUUAAUUGGGAAAAAUUUGAGGAACUCUAAAAACCCAUCUGAGUUCUGGUAUUGGGGUUUAUAGAUAGCUAAUAAGUUCCUACCGUUUCAAAUUCUCCACAUGUGAAGAAAAACCCUAAUAUUGAACAUUUACCGUAGAAGAUGACAAAGAUAUACGGCACCGGAGUUUACGAUUUCAGGCGGCAUCGGGUGGCUGAGUACCCGGUGGCUGCGGACGGGCUGCCUAUUCCAGAAAAGCCUGUGGAAUCCCAACCGGGAACCAUUGUACCCAGCUCCAUUACCCUCAGCGAGAUACAAAGAGACCGUCUAACAAAAAUUGCUGUUGAAAAUUGGGCGAAAACCGCGAGCUCGGGUCCUAAGAAGCCCUUCAGCCCAGACCUUGUUAAUGAAAUUUACUACACCGAGUUAACUGUUAAAGGCGGGAGAAAUCCUGUGCCAUUGCAGAGGGUGAUGAUACUAGAAGUAAGUCAAUACUUGGAGAACUAUCUUUGGCCAAAUUUUGCUCCAGAGACGGCUUCUUUUGAGCAUGUGAUGUCUAUGAUAUUAAUGGUCAAUGAGAAGUUUCGAGAAAACGUGGCGGCUUGGGUAUGCUUUUAUAAUAGGAAGAUUAUGUUUGAAGCAUUCCUUGAGAGGGUACUUCGCCUAAAAGAGUGUUGUCAAAUGGCGGCCAUGGCGGUAUGGCGUGGUGGAUUUUUGACAAUCCGCCAUGCAAAAUUUGUGAAUGAUGGCGGUCAUGGCGGCGCCAUAGACUCCCACGGCAGCCGCUCUGGCGGAAUUUUGGCAAACCGCCAUGGAAGAAGUUUAACUAUUGCAGAGAAGACAAAUUAUCUGCUUUUUAUGAUCAACGUUUUCCAGAGCCUGGAAGAUGAGAUAGUAAGUGAAAGGAUUAUGAGAUUAGCGAGUUUGGACUGUUGGCAUAGCCUAUCAUAUGGUCGUUUUCAGAUGGAACUUUGUCUCAAUGAAAGUUUGAUAAAGAAAUGGCGAAGAGUUGCAAGACGAGCUAAAGAUGUGACCAAACGCGGGGAGGCAUUGGACCGCACAACCAUGAUGGAGUCAUACUUCCUGCGUAAUCUCAUUGAGGAGUUCCUGGAGGUCCUUGAUUCUGAGGUGUUCUCUUCUAAAUUAAAAGCGUCCAAGGAUAAUGAUAUAGUUGAUGUUCAUGGUCCUGAAGUUGUGGAUGAUGCCUGCGUUCUGUAUUGUGAAAGAUUCAUGGAGUUCCUUAUCGAUCUUUUGAGCCAACUGCCGACAAGGAGAUUAGUUCGGCCUCUUGUUGCUGAUGUUGCUGUUAUUUCCAAAUGUCAUUUGAGUGCUCUCUAUAAGCAUGAAAAAGGGAAACUCUUUGCGCAGUUGGUUGACCUGCUUAAGUAUUAUGAAUGUUUUGAGAUUGAUGAUCAUCAAGGUCGUCAAAUGACUGAUGAUGAGGUGCUUCAAGCGCAUUAUAAGCGCCUCCAGGCUUUUCAGCUAUUUGCAUUUAAAAAAAUUCCAAAGUUGCGAGAGCUUGCAUUGGCUAACAUUGGGGCGAUCAACAGGCGGAGCGAUCUUGCCAAGAAACUUUCAGUACUUUCUUCUGAAGAGUUGAGGGAUUUAGUAUGUACAAAGCUUAAACUGGUAUCGAAGAAUGAUCCAUGGUCUGAAAGAGUUGACUUUCUAAUUGAAGUAAUGGUUUCAUUCUUUGAGAAACAACAGUCUCAGAAAGAGGCAAUCAAUGCCCUUCCACUCUAUCCCAAUGAGCAGAUAAUGUGGGAUGAGAGCCUUGUACCAAGCAUCAACUACUCUGGGGAAGGGUGUCUUGCACUUCCAAAGCUUAAUCUACAGUUUUUAACACUUCACGAUUACCUUCUUAGAAAUUUCAACCUCUUCCGCCUUGAAUCUACGUAUGAAAUUCGUGAGGAUAUUCAAGAAGCCAUUCCGCAUCUUCUUGCAUACAUCAAUAAUGAAGGAGAAACUGCUUUUCGUGGCUGGUCGAGAAUGGCAGUACCAAUCAAAGAAUUUAAGAUUACAGAGGUCAAACAACCAAAUAUUGGGGAAGUUAAGCCAUCUGCAGUGACAGCUGAAGUUACUUUUAGCAUUUCCAGCUAUAAAGCACAAAUAAGAUCUGAAUGGAAUUCCCUUAAGGAGCAUGAUGUUCUAUUUUUGCUCUCUAUUCGCCCAUCAUUUGAACCAUUAAGUGCAGAAGAAGCAGAGAAAGCAACUGUUCCUCAGAAGCUUGGUCUUCAAUAUGUACGUGGAUGUGAGAUUAUUGAAAUACGUGAUGAAGAGGGAACUCUCAUGAAUGAUUUUACUGGCAGAAUCAAACGUGAUGAGUGGAAGCCUCCUAAAGGAGAACUGAGGACUGUCACUAUUGCCUUAGACACAGCCCAGUAUCAUAUGGAUGUUAGUGAUAUUGCAGAGAAGGGUGCAGAUGACGUGUACAACACCUUCAACAUAUUGAUGAGACGGAAACCCAAAGAGAACAACUUUAAAGCAAUCUUGGAAUCCAUAAGGGAUCUAAUGAAUGAAACUUGUAUUGUUCCUGAUUGGUUACAUGACAUAUUUUUGGGUUAUGGAAACCCUUCUGCUGCAAAAUGGACCAAUAUGCCGGACCUCCUUCAGACGGUUGAUUUCAAGGAUACUUUCCUUGAUGUUGAUCAUGUCAAAGAGAGCUUUCCCAAUCAUCAGCUUCGUUUUGUAAAUUUGGAUGGCACAGAUAACUUGCAUCCUUGUCCUCCAUUCCGUAUUAAGUUUCCCACAAAUGAUGAAGGCAAGGUCAAUGCUCUCCCUGGCAGUGAUGCAUCUACAAAAUCUUCAAAGGAUGUAAGUGCUGUGGAAGAUGGUAACUCUGAGAAAGUGGAGCUUCUAGUUGAGGCUUAUGUUCCUCCUGAUCCAGGGCCAUAUCCGCAAGAUCAACCGAAGCAAAACUCUGUUAGAUUUACGUCAACGCAGGUUGAAGCCAUUAUCUCAGGUAUUCAACCUGGCUUAACUAUGGUGGUUGGUCCACCUGGUACCGGGAAGACGGAUACAGCUGUGCAAAUCUUAAAUGUUCUUUACCAUAACUGCCCUUCUCAGAGAACUUUAAUAAUUACCCAUUCAAACCAGGCUCUGAAUGAUCUUUUCGAAAAGAUAAUGGAGAGGGACGUACCUGCUCGUUACUUGCUUCGACUUGGUCAAGGUGAACAAGAAUUGGCAACUGACCUUGAUUUUAGCCGGCAAGGUCGUGUGAAUGCCAUGCUUGUUAGGCGGCUGGAACUCCUGGGCGAAGUGGAGCGUCUUGCACGAUCUCUACAACUGCCUGAGGAUGUAGCUUAUACUUGUGAAACUGCUGGGUAUUUCUGGUUGCUUCAUGUCUACUCACGCUGGGAACAAUUUUUAGCUGCCUGUGCUGAUAAUCAAGAUAAACCAACAUUUAUUCAGGAUCGAUUUCCUUUUAAGGAGUUCUUUUCUAACACAACCAAACCAAUUUUCACUGGCGUGUCCUUCGAAAAAGACAUGCAUGCAGCUAAGGGUUGCUUCCAGCACCUGAAAACUAUGUUUAAGGAGCUUGAAGAGUGUAGGGCAUUUGAGCUGCUCAAGUCAACAGUUGAUCGUUCAAACUACCUUAUGACAAAGCAAGCGAAAAUAGUAGCGAUGACUUGUACCCACGCAGCUCUUAAACGGAAAGAUUUCCUGCAUUUGGGCUUUAAAUACGACAACUUGCUAAUGGAAGAAAGUGCGCAAAUAUUGGAGAUUGAGACAUUCAUCCCAAUGUUGCUGCAAAGGCAGGAAGAUGGUUAUGCUCGGCUUAAACGUUGUAUAUUGAUUGGUGACCAUCACCAGCUACCUCCUGUUGUGAAAAAUAUGGCUUUUCAAAAGUACAGCCAUAUGGAUCAGAGCCUGUUCACAAGAUUUGUCCGUCUAGGAAUUCCUUAUAUUGAGCUCAAUGCGCAGGGAAGAGCUAGGCCUAGUUUAGCUAGACUUUACAAUUGGAGAUAUAGAGAGCUUGGCGAUCUUCCUAAUGUGAGGGAGAAUGAUGUGUUUUGUAGAGCAAAUUCUGGAUUCUGUUAUGACUAUCAGUUGGUGGAUGUUCCUGAUUACCAUGGGAGAGGUGAAACUGCACCUUCUCCCUGGUUUUAUCAAAAUGAAGGAGAGGCUGAGUAUAUUGUUAGUGUUUAUAUGUACAUGCGAUUGCUUGGGUAUCCAGCCAACAAGAUAUCAAUAUUGACGACAUACAAUGGUCAGAAACUUUUGAUUCGUGAUGUUAUUAAUCGACGAUGUGUCCCUUAUCAUUUCAUUGGGCCACCACACAAGGUUACCACAGUUGACAAGUUUCAAGGACAGCAAAAUGAUUUCAUCUUACUAUCUCUUGUUCGUUCUCGAUUUGUGGGUCAUCUCCGUGAUGUAAGAAGAUUGGUUGUUGCAAUGUCCCGUGCUCGGUUGGGGCUUUAUGUUUUCUGCCGCCGUUCUCUGUUUGAACAAUGUUACGAGCUGCAGCCUACGUUUCAGCUUCUGCUUCAGAGGCCUGACCAUCUUGCCCUGAAUCUAAGUGAGGUAACAGCAUAUACGGACCGUCAUGUUGGAGACACAGGGCCAAUCCAGCUUGUUAGUGGAGUUGAUGAGAUGGCUAACCUAGUAAAUUACAAGAUGCACCUGGUCUACCAGACAAGCACAAUGAGUUAUGAGUUGAAUCAGUUCCCAGCUGAUUCAGGACAAGUGGCGGUGCAGACAGAGGAAAAUGGUAUAGGGAAUGGAGAGACACCAAGUGUUGGUGCCAUGGAUAUUGAUAUGCAUGCCCCAACAAAUGGCAGUGACAAGGUCAUACAACCUGAUGUUGACCAGUCAAAUCAUCUUGAGGCUUCUGUUGAAGAUGUAGUCCCAUAAUGAUGCCAUUCUACAAGUUAGUGCUGUAUUCUGAUAUUUCAAAACCUUGGAAAGAAUUGUAUUAGCCAUUAAGAAGAAAUGAUGAUUUAGCAUCUCAAGGCCCGUUUUCUUGUACACUGUGUUGGAGUUUGUGAUUUUGGCUGAGCUUUCUGAAGUUGUGACGUGGCAAUCGAAUUCAAAAGUUUCUGAAAAAAAAAAAAAAAAAA
Molecule: messenger RNA, 5053 nt
Organism: Striga asiatica
Lineage: Eukaryota; Viridiplantae; Streptophyta; Magnoliopsida; Lamiales; Orobanchaceae
Source: the annotation of a GenBank genome assembly